GAACCGUACGUACAUGAGACAAUUUUCUGUGCGUCUUUGCUGGAUUGAGCUGGGAAUGCUUCAAUCAACGUUGCUUCGUCCCGUUGGCGUAUUGGAUCAUGAUGAAGGGGUACAAAAAUCUCGCAAAAUCAAGAGAGUUGAGUUGCUCUAUUUUUGCGCAAAAUCAGGAGAGUUGAGUUGCUCUAUGUUGUAUUAUACUACAAGAAUGUUACAAAGACUAGAUUGUUUCAUUUAUUUUGUCAUCUUGAUACACAAGGAUCAAUAUGUUUUUACAUACUUCGUUAUAUCCUUCUCAGAUUCUUAAAGGAACAGACAUUGUCUUGUCGACUGUACAAAAUGCUGUAAAAUGGGCCAAAUACGGAAAGGGCUUUAAAGAUUUCAAGAUUUGCUUUCCUAACGAAAUGCUUUCACUUGUUCUUCCAUUCUCGUUUUCGCAUCGUUCAACUUCAUCGACGGUCUCUGCCUUGUUGAGCGAAAAAGUAUCCCUGGCAUAGAAGCUCUGUUCAAAAAUUAUUCGUCUCCUUUUGUCAAUAACGAAGAAUAUUGUGAAAUGUUUAAGUGCAGAAUUUGGUUGCUCGUCCUGCGUAUGUUGAGACGAAAAGUCUAUUUACAAGGUUACACGACAACGGAUGACAUUCAAUUUCUGAACAUCAUUGUGAAAUAUUACCAAACUUUUCGGUUGAAACGCGAGGAAGAAAGAAGACUUGAAGAAGUCGAAAAUGAAAGCUUAUGCAAGUUUAAAAUGCAAACGCGUUGUGAGGACGAGUUGUCCGAAGUUAAGCUAAAUCAGAAAGAUAUCGAAGAAAUAUUUACAAGAUUUGAUGAUGAUUUCAAAGAACUUGAGUCAGCGGAAAAACAAGAACUUUCACAUGGCAGCGCGAUGAAUACAAUCGAGAAGAAGAGCGAUAUUGGUGUUUUAGACCUAACACAGUUCUGUAAUAUGCAUCAGUUCAUAUUAUGUUGUGCUCCCAAUGUAUGCGAUGUGUUUUCAACCUUUAAUAACAAAGAUUAUCUGAAGGUGGAUGAAGAAAGAGAUGCGUUUGAAAUCGUGUUUCACCGUUAUAACAUUUCUUCUGAAGUGGUCCCACUUGCUGAUUUAUCCGAUGGUGAUUCACGGGACGAUAGUUCUCCCAGUCAUCUCAUUAUGAGCUCGAUGUUGAUGAGAUAUUUGUCCAGCCAUGAAGAAGGAGCUAAAAUUAAGAGGUGAAGAAUACGAUAUUUACCACGACAGCAAUUUAAAGGAAACUGCAAAAGUUGUAC
Molecule: messenger RNA, 1260 nt
Organism: Xenia sp. Carnegie-2017
Lineage: Eukaryota; Metazoa; Cnidaria; Anthozoa; Malacalcyonacea; Xeniidae
Exons: 6
Coding region: 551-1207 (218 amino acids)
Source: RefSeq, a predicted model, not a curated record